CGCGCGCGUUCGCCUAACCGCGCCUGCUAUGGCGCGCAACCAGUGAACUGCUGUGGUGAAAGCUGUGAAAGGCCAGACACUGCAACCUAUCAGUCGCAGUGGAAAGAGCGGUGACACGUAUGCAAUCAUAUUGUAAGCUAACUGUAUUGAUGUAGGCGGUACUUUCUAUAUAUAUGUUUUGUUGGAUCACCAGCAAACGAUCUCGUGGAAGAAGUGACGGCAUCUGAAAGCUUAUUUAUAACUAGUAAAGAAAGCAACGAGCCUAACUAAUGCCGAACCCUGAGGGACGCCGGACGUUACGUGAACGACAUCAGAUUUUGCAGCGUUUACCUCAACACAGACCGCAAGUGAAGGUAUUCCUGAAUCGACGUGACUACUUGUUCGCAGCCGGUGCCUCACCGCCACAAAGCGGCGUGUUCAGCUUGCUCCUUUACUUCGGAUCUCUCUUGGCAUGUGCGACAAUGUUGGUCCGGUACGUGGUGAUCCGCAACCUGAACCGUUGCUGUCACAGAAUGGUCGACGUCCUCAACGUGGCCUCGCUCACGGUGGGACUCAUAGCGGUCUUCGGGAACCUCAUCGUGUCCGCAUAUCCCGUAUUGACUAGCCGGGCGAUCCACAACGCUGGCGCGUACACCAUGUUUCUUGCGGCUGUGCUCUACAUGACGCUAGAAACCGGACUCACCUGCUGCCUCUGUCCAGAGUACUAUGCCAAGAGGAUGGUGUGGCUGAGGUUCUCGCUCACCGCGAUGUCUGUCGUCGCCGUUAUAUUCACUGCAUGUUACCAGUUCGUUGGGGACAAUCUAUGGUCUGAAGGACUUAGUGACAAGCCGAAACAUUUACGGGAGCCUGGAGACCCGGGCUUCCGGGAGUUGCUGAUCAGCGCUAUGGGAGAGUGGUUCUUGGUGACCGUGUUCCUCGCAUUCUUCUUGACGUUUGCCUACGAGUUCCGGCGUGUGAUUGUCACCGUGGAUCUGUUUCCCCUGGUGUGCCACAUGGACGAGCACAUCGAGGUGACCCGGCUUCGUCCGCACGACUCCUACUCGUUGUUUUCUUCGGCCUCCCUUUGACUUUUCCACGUGCGCGCACUCAAGGACUACAUAUAAAGAGAGUGACGCCAGCGCUGAUUCUUAUGGAACAGCGCGGUAACGCCUUCGGAGUCGUUAUAUAUGCGGUCAUCCACAAGUCUUUCUCGUCUCUUCUUUUCUAGGGCUCGUGCAAAGAAAGAUGUUGACGAAUCUGGCGGCGCCGACUUGACGCCGUGAAUCUCGUCGCCUAUAACUUAUAGCACCUUCAAACUCUCGUUGUAUAUGCUACGUCAGUGUGCGCUCGAAAUUUGCGGCAUACGAACGGCGCGGUAGUUCGCCUCAGCAGCGGCAAGUGGCUCUUAGAAGAAGAGACGCUUAUCUCUUCACCGAGACGAAGGUGGCCCCAUCCUGACUACCCUUUGACAUACGCAUACCAUUACUUCGUUCACGGUAACGGUUGACAAUGGCAUCGGCGACGUCUGCAAAUGCGCUGAGACAAUAAUAAACCAUUUUUAUCACUUUU
This is a messenger RNA of Dermacentor andersoni, 1548 nucleotides long. RefSeq names its product DNA damage-regulated autophagy modulator protein 1-like. Lineage: Eukaryota; Metazoa; Arthropoda; Arachnida; Ixodida; Ixodidae. Gene Ontology annotation, biological process: regulation of autophagy. Gene Ontology annotation, cellular component: lysosome. The record is from RefSeq and is a predicted model, not a curated record.